Cheilinus undulatus (humphead wrasse) is the source of this 1046-nucleotide messenger RNA. RefSeq names its product NADH-cytochrome b5 reductase 2. Bases 98 to 1015 code for a protein of 305 amino acids. The record is from RefSeq and is a predicted model, not a curated record. The transcript is spliced from 9 exons. NCBI's taxonomy places the organism in Eukaryota, Metazoa, Chordata, Actinopteri, Labriformes, Labridae. Gene Ontology annotation, cellular component: mitochondrion. Gene Ontology annotation, molecular function: oxidoreductase activity; FAD binding.
GUGAGUGUGUGAGAGAGAGGGAUAGUAUGUGUGGACUCUGGUCUCUCUGGCUGUGGUAGUAGAGGGAAAAGGACAGGCUUUAUUUCCUGUUGCAACCAUGGAUGAGAGCUUGAUGAUCCCCGUGGUGGGGGCCGUGUCUGUGGUGGCUGUGUCAGUGCUGUACUUCCUGCUACGCAGUUCUGCAGGAGAGAAGAAGAAGAAGUCACCUGUUACUCUGCAGGAUCCCAUGGUCAAAUAUCCCCUCCCUCUCAUACACAAACAGGAAAUCAGCCACGACACAAAGAAAUUUCGCUUUGGCCUCCCAUCUGCAAAUUAUAUUCUUGGACUACCAAUAGGUCAGCAUGUGUACCUGUCAGCCAAGGUGAACGGCAGUCUGGUGGUCAGAGCCUACACUCCAGUGUCCUGUGACGACGACCAGGGUUAUGUAGACCUUGUAGUCAAGGUGUACUACAAGAACACACAUCCAAAAUUCCCAGCGGGUGGGAAGAUGUCUCAGUACCUGGACAACAUGGCUAUAGGAGACACAAUCGACUUCAGAGGACCAAAUGGGCUGCUGAUUUAUAAAGGCAAUGGCCAGUUUUCCAUCCGACCAGACAAGAAGUCAGAGCCAAACACUCGGAAGUUCAAGCACAUCGGAAUGAUCGCUGGUGGAACAGGCAUCACUCCUAUGCUGCAGUUAAUCCGCAGCAUCACAGCAGAUCCCACCGACAACACAAAGUGCUCCCUCAUAUUUGCAAACCAGACUGAGAAGGACAUCCUGCUGAGGGAGGAGCUGGAGGAGGUGCAGAAGAACCAUCCUGAUAAAGUUCAACUCUGGUUCACACUGGACAAACCUCCACAGGAUUGGAGCUAUAGUUCAGGGUUUGUGACCCAUGACAUGAUCAAGGACCAUCUCCCUGCUCCGUCCUCUGAUGUCCUUAUUGUCUUGUGUGGGCCUCCACCAAUGAUCCAGUAUGCCUGUCUGCCAAAUCUGGAAAAACUGGGACACGAAUCAGCAAACAUUUUUGCAUACUAGAGUUUUUCUAAUCUGUUUAUUACCUGGAAUA